Messenger RNA from Cotesia glomerata, 1154 nucleotides. RefSeq lists its product as uncharacterized. NCBI's taxonomy places the organism in Eukaryota, Metazoa, Arthropoda, Insecta, Hymenoptera, Braconidae. The coding region runs from base 28 to 1023 and encodes 331 amino acids. The record is from RefSeq and is a predicted model, not a curated record. The transcript is spliced from 3 exons.
UCACUGUUAACAUUUUUCAUUUCAGGAAUGAAAUUAUCCCAACAGUCGUCCUUAAAUAGUUUCUGUAGUUCCAUAUCAAAUUCCAGUGAAUUGAAGCGAACUUGUUCAGACUUUGAAGAUACAAUGCCAGCGCCUAAGAAAAAUAAAAUUGAUUUUCUGACUUCGGAAUUAGUAUUAGCACUAGAGAGAACUAAAACUAGUAACAGAAAUGCGAUGUACAUCAUUUCUGCUGUUAUUCAAAGUUUAGGACUUGAGAUUGAUAAAUAUAAUUUAAGUUACUCCACUAUUCGCAAUGCGCGUAUUUCAAAAAGAGAAGAAAUUGUCGAUACGAUCAAAGAAGAAGAAAUUUUUGAUGACUCUCUCGUAGUGGAUGGAAAGAUGCUUUCUGCGGGAAAUGGUCAACCAAAAGCAGAACGAUUAUCAAUACACGUCACCGGAAUAAAUACUGAUAAAAAUUUUAAAACUCCGAUUCUCUCUGAUGGCACAGGUGAAAGCCAAGCUUCAGCCAUUUUUGAAACGCUGAUAGAGUGGGAUCUUUGCGAUAAUGUUAAAGCAAUGUGCUUUGAUACAACUAGUUCAAAUACCGGUUGUUUUAAUGACGCAUGUGCAUUAUUAGAAGAUAAAAUUGGCCGUGACUUAUUAUAUCUUGCUUGUCGCCAUCAUACUUCUGAAUUGAUGUUACGAAAUGUUGCAGAAGUUGCUUGGCUAGUGACGAAUAGUCCAAAUGUACCAAUUUUCAAAAGACUCAGAGAUAAUUGGGAAAAAAUUGAUAAAUCUGCGUAUGAAAUCGGCACAGAGGAAAAAGAUAUUUCACUUAUUUUAAAUCAAAGAAAAGACGAUAUUCUUGACUUUAUAGAAAAUCAACUGAAGAAUCAUCAUCCGAGAAAUGAUUACAAGGAGUUUUUGGAGCUGAGCUGUAUCUUUUUGGGUGGUAUCAAAAGUCAUAGAGCCGAAUUUAAAGCACCUGGUGCUUUUCAUCACGCACGGUGGUUAUCAAAAGCUCUCUAUUGCUUGAAAAUAUAAAUGUUUAGAAACCAGUUUAAAAUGGGAGCAAACGAAAAAAAAAUUUUGCAGAAAAUAUGUGUUUUCAUCGUAAUAUUUUAUGUAAAAAUAUGGUUUACUGCUCCUAAUGCAAUAAAUGCUCCAAACUCGGA